Molecule: messenger RNA, 1338 nt
Organism: Sparassis crispa
Lineage: Eukaryota; Fungi; Basidiomycota; Agaricomycetes; Polyporales; Sparassidaceae
Product: Acetylornithine aminotransferase, mitochondrial
Exons: 8
Coding region: 1-1338 (445 amino acids)
Molecular function (GO): identical protein binding; transaminase activity; pyridoxal phosphate binding
Source: RefSeq, a predicted model, not a curated record
AUGGCUUCAUCUCUCGUGCAAUUUGGUCAGCAGUAUGUCACCAAGGGACUCGCCCGUACCGUGGAUGCUGUUAUCACCAAGGGUGAAGGGUCAUACGUGACCCUUGAAGACGGCCAAAUGAUGCUAGACUUCACUUCCGGUAUCGGUGUGACUAGCUUUGGCCAUUGCCAUCCCAAAAUCAGCGGUGCCGCGGCUGAGCAGUGCAUGAAGCUCGUCCAUGGGCAGUGCAGCAUUGCUUUUCAUGGGCCAUACUUAGAGCUAAUCAAGAAGCUCCUCCCGAUGAUGCCUGACCCAUCUCUUAAUUCGUUCUUCUUCUGGAACUCGGGCUCAGAGGCGGUUGAGGCAGCCAUAAAGAUCGCGAGGACUGUAACUGGUCGACAAAAUAUCAUCGCAAUGCAAGGCGGGUAUCAUGGACGAACCUUUGGCGCGAUGGCCGUCACGAAGAGCAAGACUGUAUACAGCGAAGGUGUCUUCCCACUGAUGCCUGGUGUUUACACUCUGCCAUACCCAUUCUGGCACCAACUUGGUCUUCCUCCUUCGACGCCAGGCCCGCAGCUCGCCGCUUACUGCUUGAAUCAGCUCAAUCUUUUACUGGCGCAGCAGACUGCUCCCCGUGAUACCGCUGCCAUCAUUAUUGAGCCGAUCCUCGGUGAGGGCGGAUAUGUUCCUGCCCCGCCCGAAUUUUUGCAAGGCUUGCGGGAGGUAUGCGACAAGGAGGGUAUUCUACUCAUCAUCGAUGAGGUUCAGUGUGGUUACGGACGAGCCGGUAAAAAUUUCGCCAUCGAAUAUUCGGGUGUGCGCCCGGACAUCAUGAUCAUCGCGAAGGGUCUUGCGAACGGGUUCCCGCUUAGCGGCGUGAUCAGCCGGAAGGAGUUAACGGACAAGCUGAAGCCCGGAUCCAUGGGUGGAACGUACGCUGGUAAUGCCGUUGCGUGUGCAGCUGCAGUCGCUGUCGCCGACGUGCUGAAGGAAGAGAAGGUCCUCGAGAACGUCAGUGCUCGGUCCGAAGAACUCUUCUUCGCGUUAAACGCUCUGCGGAAUAACGCGAGCCUUGCGCCCAGCAUCCUCGAUGUACGAGGCGAAGGCUUGAUGGUCGCUGUUGAGUUCGCAUCCCCGACUGGGUCGGGACCGUAUGACACCUUCGUCAAUCCCGCUGUACCGAAGAAGCUGGCAAGCCGAGUAGCGAAGAGGUGUGUGGAGAAGGGACUACUCAUCCUCACGACGAGCGUGUACGAGGUCAUCCGGUUCAUUCCUCCGUUGAACAUUUCUAAGGAGGAUCUGGCAAAGGGCUGCAACAUCUUUGCGGAGGCAGUCGAGGAGGUUGUGAAGGAGGGUUGA